CAACCCAUCAACAAAUUCAUUUAUUAUCAUCAACAACAAAAAGCUUUAAUCAUAACUUCAAACAAACCCUAAGAUCCAUUCUCCCAAUUCAAUCCAAACACUCAAAAUCACUAAAAUCCAAAACACACCCACUUAAAUUCACACAAUUCGGAUUCCAAGAAACCCAAAACCCCCAAUUUUCACCACAAAAUCACUCCAAUUUCGAUGUAUCAUCAAGAACCCGACUGGUCAACCGCCGUAGCGGCGGAGUCCACGUGGAGUCGAUACGAAGACAAGCUGUUCGAAGAAGCGUUGGUGAGGUACCCGGAUGACGUCAUCGGCCGGUGGCAGUUGAUCGCCAACGCCGUUCCUGGUAAGACGCCGGAGCAGGUGCGAGCUCACUAUGAGGUGCUUGUUCAUGAUUUGUUUCAGAUUGAUUCCGGUCAGGUUGAGUUACCGAGUUAUGUUGAUGACGGUGACGAGUCGGUUCUGAGUUGGGAUCCUGAGUUCCGAGCGAGUCAGAUCUCGUUCGGAGGUAAAGGUUCGAAAAACGGUGAAAUUGAACGGAAAAAAGGGACUCCGUGGACGGAGGAGGAGCAUAGGCUGUUUUUAAUUGGACUGCAACGGUACGGAAAGGGGGACUGGAGGAGCAUUUCGCGAAACGUUGUCGUAUCGCGUACACCGACCCAAGUGGCAAGUCAUGCGCAGAAGUAUUUUCUGCGGCAGAAUUCGAUGAAGAAAGAGCGGAAGAGGUCGAGUAUUCAUGACAUCACGACGACGACGGAUACGGUGGUGGUGCCGCCACCGCCGCCAGGGAGUUUCGGAGGUGGAGGAGGAGGGUCAACCGGGCAAUUGGGGUAUGAGCAUAACUUUGGGUAUACUAUGUAGAAGAAGUACAUAUUAGGGGGUUGUGUAGAUAAAUAUUAUAUGGAGAAUGAUAUUAUUAGUUUAGUUUAAAAAUUAACAACCCAUUGCCAUGUGGUUUAGGUUUUAGAAGUUUAGAUAGUUGUGUUUGGAUAUGUUGUUAUAAUUUGAUUAAAAUAAGAAUAUAAUAAAUGUUGCGAUAUUUUACUAGGAUAUUUCGGUUGAAUUGUGGCGUGACAUGAAUUUGGAUUUUGAUUUUGUAAUUGGAUUAUGAUUUUGUAAUU
Molecule: messenger RNA, 1127 nt
Organism: Helianthus annuus (common sunflower)
Lineage: Eukaryota; Viridiplantae; Streptophyta; Magnoliopsida; Asterales; Asteraceae
Product: transcription factor SRM1
Exons: 2
Coding region: 205-867 (220 amino acids)
Molecular function (GO): DNA binding
Source: RefSeq, a predicted model, not a curated record